Protobothrops mucrosquamatus (brown spotted pit viper) is the source of this 736-nucleotide messenger RNA. Its product is annotated as myosin light polypeptide 6. The transcript has 7 exons. Gene Ontology annotation, cellular component: myosin II complex. The record is from RefSeq and is a predicted model, not a curated record. Lineage: Eukaryota; Metazoa; Chordata; Lepidosauria; Squamata; Viperidae. Gene Ontology annotation, molecular function: structural constituent of muscle; calcium ion binding. Bases 1 to 642 code for a protein of 213 amino acids.
AUGGCCCCCAAGAAGGACUUCCCUGUGAAGCGGCCGGUAGCCCCACCUGCCAAACCAGCAGCUAAACCAGCCGGGCCAAAGCCAGGAUUCCUGGCAGGUAAAAGCAAAGUGCCGGAAACAGCACCAGCGCCACCAACACUAGCACCAGAGAAGCCCAAGGAGCCGCCCAUCGACCUUUCCAAAGUGGUGAUUGAAUUCACCAAAGAGCAGUUGGAAGAUUACAAGGAGGCCUUUGGGCUCUUUGAUCGGGUCGGCGAUGGCAAAAUCCAGUUGAGCCAGUGUGGAGAUGUGAUGAGGGCACUGGGCCAGAAUCCUACUAAUGCUGAAAUCCGGAAAGUCCUGGGACAUCCAAAGCCUGAUGAGCUGAAAUCUAAACGGGUGGAGUUUGAAGAGUUCCUGCCAAUGCUGCAGACAGUUGCCAAGAACAAAGAUCAAGGCACCUAUGAAGAUUAUGUGGAAGGGCUCAGAGUCUUUGAUAAAGAGGGGAACGGCACCGUAAUGGGGGCAGAAUUGCGCCAUGUCCUUUCCACUCUGGGUGAGAAAAUGACAGAAGAAGAAGUAGAUUCUCUAUUAGCAGGGCAUGAAGAUGCUAAUGGUUGCAUUAAUUAUGAAGCAUUUGUCAAACAUAUCAUGGCAAGCUGAGCUGGGGUCUAUGAGGCUGCUCAAGAUGCUGUCUUCAGGUAUAUCUCCUCAGCCUACAGUCCUCAAUGGAGUCAGUUUCCCCUUUUUUCUACCU